Messenger RNA from Coffea arabica (coffee), 993 nucleotides. NCBI's taxonomy places the organism in Eukaryota, Viridiplantae, Streptophyta, Magnoliopsida, Gentianales, Rubiaceae. The record is from RefSeq and is a predicted model, not a curated record.
GGGAAGCAAAGUAAAUUUUGCAAAAAGUCGAACAGAUAUGGCGGAUUCGACAAGGUUCGAAGUGGAGAAGCUCAUCGCAUAUAGCCACGAACUUGUCGACUUCCUGAGGGAGGACGGGGACAACAUCACUCUCAAGCAAUAUUUCCAGCAAGCCCAAUCUCUCCACUCCCGUGCCCACGCCGAUUUCAACGGCCUGCAACGUUCCAUACAAGAAUGUCAAACAAAGCUAGAAAUAUGCAGAAGCAAAACUACAGAAGCAAAUUCCACUGUAGUUGCAGAUGAAGAAUCAGAUUUGCUAGCCAAGGAGCUGGAAGAAAGAGAACAUCAGCUGAGGGAUGAGCUUAGAGUGAUUAUAGAUGAAAUUAAUAAUCUUGAGCAACAGAGCGAAUCUAUUGAAGAACGAAGAAAAUCACUGAAGAAACUUGAGCAAGAGGACCUGAGGAGAGAGAUGAAAUUAUCCAUGUAUGCUUCUGUCACUAGCAUUGUUCCAAACCUGGACGAUCAGUCCAAAAUAUCUGGCCUCAAUUCAGAUAUUGUGGAGAGGGAGGAAAAAAGAGUAGAAAAGUUUGAACUCGAUCCGGUGAAGCAGACUACCUUUGAGACUUGCAAUGGCAUCUGGAAGAUGAUAAACUUGUGAUAAAUCUGAGUUGUUUCCACAUUUAAGUCUGUUUGCAGUUUAUAUAUUUAUGUUUUGGCUCGUUGCCCAGUAUGAAAACUUGAGCUCUUGGAAUCCUGAAGUUGGAACCCAUUUGGCUUGCAGCUAAUGGCUUGGUUUGAAAAUUCAGUUUCCUGGAACUUCGUUUGUUUUGCAGCUUCAUGACUUUAGUUUCAAAGCUCAAUGUCCUGCAUCUUUCUAUUACUAUUGUGUUUUCCUACAUUGGAAAAGCUGAGCCUGGAGACUUUUUGGUUCUUUUCCAGUGCUGUGUGCUGCAUCGUAUUUGAAGUGUUGUAUUUUUGCAAUGAAUGCAGAUCUGUGACUAUUGGUUUUGUCAA